This is a messenger RNA of Fraxinus pennsylvanica, 543 nucleotides long. The record is from the annotation of a GenBank genome assembly. Lineage: Eukaryota; Viridiplantae; Streptophyta; Magnoliopsida; Lamiales; Oleaceae.
AUGGAUGUUUCCGGUGAAGCACGUUACAAACCAACAUCUGAGUUCGAGGAGGAUAAAAAAGAUCCACUUGUCGAACUCAAUUUAACCGACUCAACGGAGCUAUGGCUCAUUCAGUGGCCCAUUAAUCAAGCUCCUGAUUUUGACGGGCAAGAACUGUCAUUAAAGCUUCACCGUGAUGGACAUUUGGGCAGUUUUGAUGGUUCUUCUGGAAAAUCGUAUGAAGUGGUUAGUUUCAAAUCCCAGGAUCCUGAGGCAACGGUUUUCUUAUCUUCGGCAUCAGAGUCAAAAAUUGCUGGGAAGAUCUCAAGGCGUGUAUCUCUUGUCCAUUACCCUGAACCUAGUGAACUUCAAAAGCACAAUAGCAGUAACUUGAAAGAGAUGUCUCAGAGCCUAAAAAGAGAGGACGUGUUGAUAGAGUCAAGUAAGUCCACUGGUCUGUCUGCCCAAGAUUCAGGAAGAGGAAAUAGUGCAGUUACCUCCACUGGAUCCUUGGACCAUUCUGACAAAAGAAAAUCAAAGAAGCAAAAGAAAAGUGAGGUUUAA